AUGAAAUUAGCAGACGAAGAUAAAAUUUUUCAAGAUUUACUUAAUGCUUGUCGUAAUGGUGAUUUAGAGCUAGUUGAAAGCUUGGUUCGAAAUUUUGGAGCACCAAUUAAUCAAACCGAUAAAUGGCAAUGUUCCCCUUUAUAUCUUGCAUUUGUAAAGUUCUUACUUGAGAAUGGAGCUCAAUGUAGAAAGGAUACCUUUGAAGGACAACGCUGUUAUUAUGGAGCAUUGACAAUGAAAAUACGGGGACUUUUGUCAAGUUAUAAGUACACUAAAGCAGAUGACAAAUAUCAGCCCUAUCGCAAUUUCUUUUCCUACAUAUUAGAACGUCCUCUUGACACCUUUAGUGAUGUUAUUUUUAAAUUAAAUGCCCCAUACGACCGGUCAAAACGUUAUAAUACUUUGGAAACUUUAGAAAUUUCAGCUCAUAGAUGUAUACUAAACGCUCGAUCAACAUUCUUUGCAAGCAAAUUUCAGACGAUUUGGUGUACAUCUAAAGUGAUUGAAAUUCAAGAGAUACAAAUUCAUGCAACAUGUUUUCGUGCAAUGUUGAGAUAUCUUUAUACCGGAGAAAUUGCAUCGAUCCCAAAUUCCUUAAUGGAUAACAUGAUACAACUGUGUAAAUAUGUCUGGCUAGAUAAUUUAUCUGAACGAUAUACGAAUAAAAUGAAAAGAAUUAAUCAGGAUCAGGAUAAGAUAGAAUUUAAGAAACUUCAAAACGACUUUGUUAAAUUUUUUAAGAAUGUUCUACUUGUAGGCAAACAAUUUUACACUGAACAAGAUUAUAACAAUAAUAUGAAGGUGGAUGGCUCAGAAAUUAUUGAAAAUAGAAUUGGACAUAACGAUACAGAACCGAAAUUCGCAGAAUCUCAACAUGAUAUUUGUAUUAGAGUGGAAGAUGAAUUCUUUAAUUGUCACAAGGUUUUCCUCACUGAACGUUGCGAGUACUUUAAAGCCAUGUUUAAUGGACCUUUUUCUGAAAAAUUAUUGCGAACACCUAGAAUUUCAGAAUGUUCUUCCAAAGUAUUUGCUUUAAUUCUUGAAUUCAUAUAUACAGACAAAUGUGAUAUACCGGAAUCAAUGGCAUGUGAAGUAUUAAUAAAGGCUGAUAUGUACUUACUGGAUAAGCUCAAAUCAAUCGCGUCUAUCAUAUUAACAAAUCUAUCCGAACCACUUGAAGAUAUUUACGUACUUAUGCGUACGGCUAUCGAUUUAAAUAUUGGUAGAUUAGAACAAUGGUGUUGUCAUUGGUUUGCCGAUCAUCUUUAUGAAGUUUUAGAAGAUCAAAGAUUUCUAGAUUUAAUUUGUGAAUCCGCUCAUUCUAUUAAAAAAAGACAAGAGACUGAUACGAUUCCUUUCAUCGAUGAUUUAAGAUAUUGGUUAUCUAAAAAAUAUAGUGUGCUUGAGGAUGAAAUUGAUCAAAGGAGUGGUAAAGUACGGGAAUAUGACGGUGAAGAAAUAACUGAUUGGGAAGCUGAAUAUAAUUUAUGCUUGCGAUAUUAUUAUUUGUGA
Funneliformis mosseae is the source of this 1512-nucleotide messenger RNA. The record is from the annotation of a GenBank genome assembly. NCBI's taxonomy places the organism in Eukaryota, Fungi, Glomeromycota, Glomeromycetes, Glomerales, Glomeraceae.